Molecule: messenger RNA, 1317 nt
Organism: Dichomitus squalens LYAD-421 SS1
Lineage: Eukaryota; Fungi; Basidiomycota; Agaricomycetes; Polyporales; Polyporaceae
Product: SKN1-domain-containing protein
Exons: 9
Coding region: 1-1317 (438 amino acids)
Biological process (GO): (1->6)-beta-D-glucan biosynthetic process; fungal-type cell wall organization
Cellular component (GO): endoplasmic reticulum membrane; plasma membrane
Molecular function (GO): glucosidase activity
Source: RefSeq, a predicted model, not a curated record
AUGGAUCCGGACGAUUUGAACAGCCCCGCGGAGGACGAUCUGGUGCACAACCCAGACCCUAGGCGGGAUCGACUGUACGACAGCGGACGUAUCUUCACACUACGAGGCCUCAUGAACCUCGGGUACCUGCUAGUUCUCGCCGGAACCAUUUUCGUCCUCUUCGCGGGGUACCCUGUCAUCACAUACUUCACCAAGACGAAGCAGUCGUAUCUGGGCGGUUUCAACUUAGGCGUGAUCAACAGUACAGGCCAGAUUCCCCACAUCUCUGGCAUGCGCGGCCUCAUUGACCGCGAGACACCAGAAGAGGUGCGCAUCAAGACGGAUUACGUGACCGGCCAGACAUGGCAGCUCGUGUUCAGCGACGAGUUCAACACUGACGGACGCUCGUUCUACCCCGGGGACGACCCAUACUGGGAGGCGGUCGAUCUGCACUACUGGGCAACGGGGAACAAGGAGUGGUAUGACCCGAAGGCGAUCACGACGCGCAACGGCUCGCUCAAGAUUCGGCUGUCGCAACAGGGGAACCAUGGCUUGAACUACACCGGCGGCAUGAUCCAGACGUGGAACAAGUUCUGCUUCACGGGCGGCUUGUUCGAGACGAGCGUCAUGCUCCCCGGAUACAACAACGUGCGCGGGUUUUGGCCUGCUAUCAGGGCGAUGGGAAAUCUGGGGCGUGCUGGCUACGGCACAUCACUUGACGGCAUGUGGCCUUACAGCUAUGAUGCGUGUGAUAUGGGGACCGUCGCCAACCAGACGGUCAACAACCUGCUCGUUGCAGCUACGGAAGGCAACGAUGCCUAUAACAACGGCGCGCUCUCGGAGUCCCAUCCUGGCCCGGUCCAUGACAACGGCGAGUAUGUCGGUCGCUCUGCGCCCGAGAUUGAUAUGUUCGAAGCCCAGAUUGGUGGCACGCCAAUGGGCGAUAGAUCUGGGGCGGUAUCCCAGUCCGGACAAUGGGCUCCGUUCAAUUGGAAAUAUACACCUUUAGGAGAAUUCGAUGUUCCGGACUUGACGAGAAGCGUCAACAACUCCUACACCGGUGGGGUGUAUCAACAGGCUACGUCCGUCGUGACUGCUACCGACCAGACAGCGUACGAAUUCAACGGCUAUGGCUAUUCAGUGCAUGGUUUCCAAUACAAGCCAGGUUUUGGUGACGCGGAUCCGAACGCGAUCAAUAUUGGUUGUGACCCUCCCCACUUCCCUACGGCCGUGUACAUCGCUCAGUACAAGGAAGCGUAUGCGAACCCAGACCUGACCACAUGGGUCAACGAUUACAAGCAGGAGAGCCCCAAGAACAAGUUCCUCGGGCAGUGCUGA